Molecule: messenger RNA, 633 nt
Organism: Ceutorhynchus assimilis (cabbage seed weevil)
Lineage: Eukaryota; Metazoa; Arthropoda; Insecta; Coleoptera; Curculionidae
Source: the annotation of a GenBank genome assembly
AUGUUAAUACUAAAAGAAGAAUUAAUUGCCAGAUGUGAAGGUAUGAGGAGGGCGCUAACAGCUAAUAAAAUAGAAGAGGUUCAGGGGCAUGGGAUCAUACAUACUCCCAGAAGAAAUAUUGUGGAGGAAUUGGUCAAGAAUAUGUUAAUACUAAAAGAAGAAUUAAUUGCCAGAUGUGAAGGUAUGAGAAGGUCGCUAACAGCUAAUGAAAUAGAAAAGCUGGUAAAUUACUCUGAAAGUGCCAUGAUAAGGUGCUCAAUGUACAAUAUUAUUAAAGAAGAUUUUAAUCCUAAUCCCCAUAAACUUGUAGUGAAAUAUGGCAGAGGGAAAAUUGAAGAUCCCUUCCAUCGUCGCGUUGGACCUGUAGAAGGGUUCGGGGGCAUGGGUAUCAUACAUACUCCCAGGAGAAAUAUUAUGGAGGAAUUGGUCAAGAAAAUGUUAAUAGGUACUAAAAGAAGAAUUGAUUGCCAGAUGUUCGGGUGCAUGGGGAUCAUACAUACUCCCAGAAGAAAUAUUGUGGAGGAAUUGGUCAAGAAAAUGUUAAUACUAAAAGAAGAAUUAAUUGCCAGAUCUGAAGGUAUGAGGAGGGCGCUAACAGCUAAUGAAAUGGAAGAGGUAAUAGUUAUAUUCUGA